CAUCAAAAACCGGUUUCCGUUGCAACUACACCUAAUCUCACAGUAUGCGUCGAUGAAAUCAACCGAGGAUUGUUUACUUGCAAAGCGCCCUUCGGGUCUCCGAUUAAAAAAGCCGCAGCUUUUCGAGUCCCUUUCUCGAGGAUAAUAAUAAUAAUGAGGCGUGACCGUGACCGUGACAGAGACCGUGAUGAAAGGUCAAAGGACAGGGAUCGGGACAGAGACCGUGACAAGGACAGAGAGAGGGAUGUGAAGCCUCCCACAGUGGCCCUCAACCCGGCUGCGGUUGUCGGAGGCCUCCUAAAGCAGACAGUCAUGCACCAGCAGAUCAACCCCUUCACCAACCUGCCCCAUACGCCCCGCUACUACGAGAUCCUCAAGAAGCGUCUACAGCUCCCUGUGUGGGAGUACAGAGAACGCUUCACUGACAUCCUGGCAUGCAACCAGAGCUUUGUGCUGGUUGGAGAGACUGGCUCUGGGAAGACCACACAGAUACCCCAGUGGUGUGUCGACAUGGUGCGGGCCAUACCAGGACCCAAGAGAGCUGUCGCAUGCACUCAGCCUCGGAGGGUGGCUGCCAUGAGUGUGGCCCAAAGGGUGGCUGAUGAGAUGGAUGUCAUGCUGGGCCAAGAGGUGGGCUAUUCCAUCAGGUUCGAGGACUGCAGUUCAGCCAAGACUGUUCUCAAGUAUAUGACAGAUGGAAUGUUGCUGCGUGAGGCCAUGAAUGAUCCCCUGCUGGAACGAUAUGGUGUCAUUAUCCUGGACGAAGCCCAUGAACGAACUUUAGCCACCGACAUCCUCAUGGGGGUCCUCAAGGAGGUGGUCCGUCAGAGGCAGGACCUCAAGGUCAUCGUCAUGAGUGCCACACUAGAUGCUGGCAAGUUCCAGGUUUACUUUGACAGCUGCCCGCUGCUGACCAUCCCUGGGCGGACGCACCCUGUGGAGAUCUUCUACACGCCAGAGCCUGAGAGAGACUACCUGGAGGCUGCCAUACGCACUGUCAUUCAAAUCCACAUGUGUGAGGAGGACGAGGGAGACGUGUUGCUCUUCCUUACUGGACAAGAGGAAAUUGACGAGGCCUGCAAGCGAAUCAAGAGGGAGGUUGACGACCUGGGUCCUGAAGUCGGCGACAUCAAAAUCAUCCCUCUUUACUCAACUCUGCCCCCGCAGCAGCAGCAGAAGAUCUUUGAGGCCCCCCCACCCAAUAAACCAAGCGGUGCCAUUGGAAGGAAGGUUGUGGUGUCAACAAACAUCGCUGAGACGUCCCUGACCAUUGACGGUGUGGUGUUUGUAAUUGAUCCUGGAUUUGCCAAGCAAAAGGUUUAUAACCCACGCAUAAGAGUGGAGUCACUUUUGGUGACAGCCAUCAGCAAAGCCUCUGCCCAGCAGAGAGCGGGCAGAGCUGGAAGAACACGCCCAGGGAAGUGUUUCCGCCUCUACACAGAGAAGGCCUACAAAACAGAAAUGCAGGACAACACCUACCCAGAGAUCCUGAGGUCUAACUUGGGGUCAGUGGUGCUUCAGCUGAAGAAACUCGGCAUUGAUGACCUGGUGCACUUUGACUUCAUGGAUCCACCAGCCCCAGAGACCCUGAUGAGGGCGCUGGAGUUACUCAACUACCUGGCAGCCCUCAAUGACGAUGGCGAUCUAACCGAGCUGGGCUCGAUGAUGGCGGAGUUCCCCCUGGACCCUCAGCUGGCCAAGAUGGUGAUUGCCAGCUGCGAGUUCAACUGCUCCAACGAGAUCCUCUCCAUCACGGCCAUGUUGUCAGUCCCACAGUGCUUCGUCCGGCCCACGGAGGCUAAGAAGGCAGCCGAUGAGUCCAAGAUGCGCUUUGCCCACAUUGACGGAGACCACAUGACACUGCUCAACGUCUACCAUGCCUUCAAACAAAACCACGAGUCCACUCAAUGGUGUUAUGACAACUUUGUCAACUACCGCUCAUUGAUGUCGGCAGACAACGUGCGCCAGCAGUUGUCUAGGAUCAUGGACCGCUUCAGCUUACCGCGGCGAAGCACUGAGUUCAGCAGCAGAGACUACUACAUCAACAUCCGCCGAGCGCUGGUCACCGGCUUCUUCAUGCAGGUAGCCCAUUUGGAGCGUACUGGCCAUUACCUGACUGUAAAGGACAACCAGGUGGUCCAGCUGCACCCCUCCACUGUGCUGGACCACAAGCCUGAGUGGGUGCUUUACAACGAGUUUGUGCUGACCACCAAGAACUACAUCCGCACGUGCACUGACAUAAAACCGGAGUGGCUGGUGAAAAUUGCCCCCCAAUACUACGAGAUGAGCAACUUCCCUCAGUGUGAAGCGAAGAGACAGCUGGAACGCAUCAUUGGAAAAUUCUCAACCAAGGAAUACGCUCAAUACUGAAAUUUUGGUGUGUUACAACACUGCCCUAUCUGUAAAACAAAAAACAAAAAAAAGUAAAAUUCAAACUCUUCAUCUAGACUGAAGAUGCCACUUAGUUCAGUGAUGAAACGUCUGUCAAUAAACGUAUCCAGAUGAACUGAUUCAACCGUUGAUCUUCAUCUGAGCGAAUUUUUCUAUUAUUAUUUCCAGCAAUCUUAUUUGAAGUCUAUUUUUGUCUCACUAUGUGUAAUGUAUUGUUUUCAUAACGAUCGAUAAAUUCUGUUUCUCCUGUUUAGCUUUGAGGGCUUCAUCUUGUAGUGUUUGACUCGACGAAGAGGAUGAAGCACUACAGGAAAUGGUUUAAGUUGACCUGUCAUCUGCAAGCUCCUGACCAUUUCUGUCUAAAGCAUGACUAUUCAUGUAGAUAUCAACAUUCCUCUUAAAACUUGUGAAAAUGUUAAUAUACUAAGUGAAAAGAAAGCACUCAGAAUGAACAUCACAUUUGGUGGGUCUGUACCUCUAGUUACGCUUAAAUGUGUUGUUCUACGAGGAGAGCGAGUCUGAUGUGACAAUAAAUGUGUUUUGAUGUGUCAUGGAUACAUUAUGGAGGGGUGCACUGAUUGGUAAGACUUCUUGUCAACUGUUAAAAUAAAUAAAACUGUCUGACUUUGUAAUAAAGGCUUUUCCCCCUCCCUGGAAUCGACUUUUGGA
This is a messenger RNA of Lampris incognitus (smalleye Pacific opah), 3060 nucleotides long. RefSeq names its product DEAH (Asp-Glu-Ala-His) box helicase 15 (gene dhx15). Lineage: Eukaryota; Metazoa; Chordata; Actinopteri; Lampriformes; Lampridae. Bases 154 to 2370 code for a protein of 738 amino acids. Gene Ontology annotation, cellular component: intracellular anatomical structure; spliceosomal complex. Gene Ontology annotation, molecular function: RNA binding; RNA helicase activity; ATP binding. The record is from RefSeq and is a predicted model, not a curated record. The transcript is spliced from 14 exons.